Scophthalmus maximus (turbot) is the source of this 5244-nucleotide messenger RNA. RefSeq names its product TSC22 domain family protein 1-like. Gene Ontology annotation, biological process: regulation of transcription by RNA polymerase II. The record is from RefSeq and is a predicted model, not a curated record. Bases 1099 to 3453 code for a protein of 784 amino acids. NCBI's taxonomy places the organism in Eukaryota, Metazoa, Chordata, Actinopteri, Pleuronectiformes, Scophthalmidae. The transcript has 3 exons.
CACGGACCCGGUGAAACAACCCGAGGUGGAUUCAGCGAGCACGAUGUUCGACCCAGACGGACGUUAUUCAGACGCUGUUGUCUAUUGGAGGAGGACCGCGAUCUGAUUGGCCAGUAGUUGGGACUAGUGACUGGCUUUGAUCUAUCUCGGAACUUCACCUGCUCCGGGGCAGGUUCGCCGCUCGGCACAGGUCACCAUGGUGAUUUUCCCCGGUGAGAAGAGAGCCUGCUUCGUGGUACCGACCUCCGCGGUGUACCCUGGCUCCUAACCCCCCAAUGCAACACACAAUAAAAAUAAUAAACUUCGAAGCGGUCACGUGGAGAGGUGUGAAGCGAAGCUUCGGACGUCUUUGGUCACGUGAUUCUGAUAGACCGAAUCAAGCUCCGAUACGAGGCUUCACUGGAAAUCGUUUAAUUUUUUGUUUUGUUUUGGACAUACGCCUCGGACUUUUCGGCGUCACAAGGAGGAGGUUACUCAUCGCCGGGUUUGUUUUCGUGUCUUGGGAAGGGAAAAGGAGACUCGGACGUCCGAGGAGGGGAAUGGAUGCGACGACUGCUCUCCUGCGACAUUCACCGGUCAGCUACGAAGCCUCCACGUCCACUUGGAUGACCACUUGGGUGCACCUGAACUUUUCCGGACUCGACUACUUUCUGUUGUGAAUAAUAACAAUAUACGCAAGCUGUGAUCACCAGUGAAGGUGUCCAGCACAUUCUGCUGGAGUGGCUAAUAGUCAAGAGCGACUCAACCACAGCCUGAAGCUAACCAGCGGCUAGCCGAAUUCCCCGUUCUUUGUUUAUUGUAUUUGCUCCAUCGGACGCGGUCGGAUUCAUCCUCCUGGAGUCGGAUUAAUACUCGAGUUGAGAAGGGGGACGCUGGUUCUAGGUGUGUAACCUCGGCUCUUUUCUGUAAAGGACACUGACAUCAUCUGACUUCUCACUGAUGGCUCGGUAGUAUCGCGGUACUGCAGCUGACCCAGCUAGCUAGCACCUGUGUUAGCUAGGAGGUAGCGCGAGCAACCGUCAGCCUCCGCUCGGCCUUCACAAGCUCCUUGACGGUAAAAAAAAAAAAAAAAAAAAAGAAAGAAAGAAAAGAAAAACAAUGCACCACCAGGACCUUUCUGGAGACCCGCCCGGGAGCCGGAGAACUGCUUCCCACUACAGGAGGGGCAGCAGCGGUGCGUCUGCCUCGUCCGCAGCCGGCGGCAGUGGAGUCAACCCGGCGGACGACAGCCCAGCCCAGGCCGGAUCCUCCUCUCCUGGACUGCAGCACCAGCCCCAGUCCCAGGCGGCCGGCGCUCAGGUGAAGAAGAAGAGCGGCUUCCAGAUAACGAGCGUCACCUCGGCUCAGAUCAACGUGAGUGGCAACAACAGUUUAGCGGAUGACACCGAGAGUUACGACGAUAUGGAUGAGUCGCACACCGAGGACCUGUCCUCCUCUGAUUUGCUGGACGUCAACGUGUCCAGGGCCACGGACACAGGUGUGCCCGAGCGAAGCUCCUCCGACGAGACGCUGAACAGUCUCCACGGAGUCGACACACCGGGACUCGCGUCGCCCAACGAACCUCUCCAACCUCAUUCCAUCCAUCAGGGGUCUCAGCAGCACCCCUCCAUGGUAAAUGGGACCAUGCAUCAUCAUCAUUAUUAUCCUCCUCAGCAACACAGCCAGGCCCACCAUCAUCAUUCUGAUGAGCCCCCAGCACUCCCCGCUGCGCCCUUGGCGAGCUCCAGCCCAGCUAUGGCCUCCAAAGCUGGGCCCAGCAUGUCCCAGAGGACACCAGUGUUGGAUAACACAAAACCGGCAAGUGGGACAAAUCAACCAUUAGGCCCUAUUGCUGGUGGGACAACCACUGAUGCGCAUCUACUGGGCAGUAUAAACAUUAGUAAUGUGACUUCUGCUGCUGCUGCUGCAGUUCCUCCACCUGGGUCUGCAGGUUUUGACAACACUAGUGUGGGUGGGUAUGUCGCUUCUGGUGCAGGAGGAACGGGCCCUUCUGCUGGUGCCCCCAACACCCAAACCCAGCACGCCCAAACUCAGACAGCUCCUGGCUCUCGUUUCAGGGUGGUCAAGCUAGACACUAACUGUGAGCCCUUCCGCAAAGGAAGGUGGACGUGUACUGACUACUAUGAAAAGGAGAUUCCUCCCCCAGCUACGUCAGAGGCACCGAAAGGUGCAGAGUUGGCAGCGGAGACCGAGGCAGGCCCUGCAGGGAUUAGCCCAGGUAUGCCUGCUGUGCAGCCACCUCACACACUGCAGGCCUAUCAACAGCAGAGUCUGGAUUUCACUCGUCCACAAGCCAUGCUGAGCCCGCCCCAGGGGCUGGCGCAGACCACUGCUCUGACAUAUGUUUCACCCCAAGAGGUUGUAGGUGGAGCUCACGUGGCAAAACCAGUGGCCACUGUCAUUCUCCCUACAGCAAUGCCACAGGCCGGUGGAAGUCAGCCCCCACCUGUAAUACCUCAGCAGUUGCCCUAUGCUGUGGAUCCCCACCAGGCUCUACACCAGGAAGAUUACCCUACACCUCAGCUCCUCGCAGGAGUCAUGACCAAAGGAAGCGUUCGUCAGCCAGACUUCAUCCGGCCCACUGCUCCCUUCCAGACUCAGGUCACGCCUCCAAUACAACAAGGUACACCAGGAGCAAUACCAGUGCCAGGAGUUGCUGCAUGGCCAGCAGCAGUCAGCACCACUCAGCAGCUGCCCCAUCAAGGUCAGGUAGCCCCGAGUGCUCCAGCAUCUUUUGCGGCAGGACAGCCACAGACACUCCCAUCUCAAACCCUACCUCACCCACAGCCACAAGUCCAGCACCCCUCCACUGCCACAGUCCCAGUAGCGCCGACACAUGGGAUCCCCUACAUGCCUCUGACUGCACUGCAAGCUGACCUUCAGCCCCUUCUCACACCAGGCGCGACCUUCCCCCACGUCCCUGCAGGAGGGAGCUCCAUGAGAUCCUCGCACCUGGAGGACGCCCAGAGGCUUCUGCUCCAGCACCAAGGCCUGCUGGGUUUACCCAGGCGGGUGGUAGCGGCAGUUGGAGAGGGGGGUUCAGAGGCAAGCGGUGCUGCUGGAUCACUGGCCCGUAUGGGGAUGUCGGCUGUGGCCAGCGAUUUCAUGGCCUUCCAAGGAGAGGAGGACAGCUCUUCGGGUGCAAGUGUUGUGGCCAUCGACAACAAGAUUGAACAGGCGAUGGACCUGGUGAAGAGCCACCUGAUGUACGCCGUGCGCGAGGAGGUGGAGGUGCUGAAGGAGCAGAUCAAGGAGCUGAAUGAGCGCAACACACAGCUGGAGCAGGAGAACAACCUGCUCAAGACCCUGGCCAGCCCCGAGCAGAUGGCCCAGUUCCAGGCACUGGUCCAAACCGGCGACUCCCCGACCGGCACCUCCCAGCCUCUGGUCCCGGUGCCCACCGGCUCGACGCAGCCCCCCCCCUCCACACAGAACUCGGGCCCGUCUGCGUAACACAGAAGCUUGCACACUGGAGAGCUCCCAGAGGACGAGAGAUAGAGGGGAUGGAAGGAAGAAGAUGAAGAGGAGGAAGGAGUCUUGGCAUACUGUGAACUGACUCUACCAUCAAGACCGACUCGGCCACCGGCGCAAGGACACGUCAACUGAACCGCCGGAUGAAAAAGCGACUUUUCCUUUGUUGCACAUUUAAUUUAACUAAAAGACUUUGGAGUUGCACCGGUGCCUGUGUGUGUGUGUGUGUGUGUGUGUGUGUGUGUGUGUGUGUGUGUGUGUGUGUGUGUGUGUGUGUGUGUGUGUGUGUGUGUGUGUGUGUGUGUGUGUGUGUGUGUGUGUGUGUGUGUGUGUGUGUGUGUGUGUGUGUGUGUGUGUGUGUGUGUGUGUGUGUGUGUGUCUGUGUGUGUGUGUGUGUGUGUGUGUCUGUGUCCGCUUCAUCUCUGACUUUUAUUACCUGCUUAAGACAAUCACACUGCUCAUUGUGGUGAUGUUGAGGAGGAGGAGGAGGAGGAGGAGGAGGACAGAGCUGAAUGUCGUCAAGAUGUCACCAGGAGCUAACGUAGGUGUCGGCUAAUCAGGGGAGCGAGCCGCAUGCUCUCGUCUAGUGUGACCCGUGGAAAGUGUGCCAUUGUCUCACCCCACCUCAACCCAGGGCUGUCCAUCUGCACACAAUUUUUAUUUAAUUUUUUUGAAACUCCUCAGCUUGUUCUUUUCUUUUCCCACCCUUUGCACUUUUUUUUCAGACGAUGCUGACAAUGGACGGACCGUAGAGAUUUGUGCGCCCCAUCUGGAAUGGGGAGUCAAAUAAUCCAGCAGACAUUUUUCUGCAUCUGAACACGACAACAGGUCUUGAUUACCGGGUUGAGGGGGAGUUUUUUUUAAAUUUGUUUUUAAAGAAGAAGAAGAAAAUAAAUAGAUGUGAUCUGCGUCUCAUUGUUCACUUUGAGAACUCUGUGUUCUUUCUGAGGUUCCCACGAACCGUCCCCACCCUCGACGCACUUGCCCCCUGUGUAUGGAGCAUUAAACAUUUAUGCAGGGAAUCUAUGUUUUUAUUUUUUAUUUUUCUUAGGGCGGGCUGGGAGAGGAUGAGUUUGUUUGUUUGUUUUUUUGUCUGUUUUCUGUUUUUGCUCUUAUUGGUGUAAUAAGUGUCCUAGUGUAAAAAUAAAUAAGAGGGGCGAAUAAAUAGGACAUGACUUUUCUCGAUAUUGAACUUUGUACAUAGGAAAAUGUCCGAUUAAACUCUGCCAAGUGCCUGGUUUCUAACCAUAGAUACAUAUAUAAAAGCUUUUUUUAGUUGACUAAUUCAUAUAUUUGUAUAUACAUACAUAUAUAUAUAUAUAUAUAUAUAUAUAUAUAUAUAUAUCUAUGGUUUUGCCAGGUUUUGAACUACCUGUGAUGUCAUUACUCAGGGUGGGACCAGAAGAGGAUUAUUUACCUCCACGCUUAGAGGCUGUCUCUCCUGCAGUGACACACGGCCUUUUACUGUACGUGCACUCUCCUCUGCCGUCACGUCCAAACUCAUUCACUCAAAAGAUCUUGACUGUUUUAUCAUGUGGGGACAAUGUGUAGGUGUUAUAAAGAAUUUGUUUUGUUUUGCUCUCAUCGUCUUUUGUACAGCCAAGUGUUUUAAGUUGCUUGUGUAGCGCAACUGGAGCGCUGAACAAAAAUUGUGAGGGGGAAAGGAUAGUAUGUCGAUGUUUUGUGCAUGUUCCUCAGCCCAUCACAAAUGUGACGUUCAAAUUGCACUAGACAGUUGCACCUCAAAUAAAAAUGAAAUCUAUAAAAAAGCAA